AAACAUUACUUCGGUAAAACAUUUUGAAAAUAUUCUCAUUAAUAUUGAGGAUUUUGCAUCAAUCAAUCACUUUUUUCGAAAACUAAGCAAUACCUGUGAGAGUACAAAAUGAACAUCGAUUUUGAAACCAUGGCAGUGUUAGAAGAGGAAUCUCAAAACGAGUCCAUAGACGGCGUAUACGGGUCGCUCGGCGCGUCGGGUCCGGACACGGAGCGCCGCGAGAGCGGGAAGCGCGGCCGGCGGCCUGGCAGGAAGGCGCAACUCGACAAGCAGGACAUGAAAGCCAAGCUGGAGCGGAGUAGGCAGUCAGCGCGCGAGUGCCGCGCCAGGAAGAAGCUCCGCUACCAGUACUUGGAGGAGCUGGUGGCUGACAGGGAGCGCUCCGUGCUUGCACUCAGGAAGGAGCUCGACAAGUAUUACAAAUGGAACCAAGAGCUAGACCAGGGCCGUAUGCCCGAGGGUCUGGAGGCGAUGCUCCAAGAGCUAGGCGUAGUCAAACAGGAGGAGAAACCCUUCUAGGCCUGCCGAGGUUCCCUGCUAUCUCCCCCUUGGAGGAAACGAGGUAAAAUCUACCUAAAAUCUUUUUUUACCAAACCCCGGAGACCAUCAAGAAUCUUCAUUGGAUCUUACAUCAGAUUUUCAAGAUUUCAUCUCUUCGUUUGGAUCCUUAAUAAGAUUUCCAACUUACGUUUCCUUGUAGUUUACUAAGAUUGAAACUCUUUGUAUGUUCAAAUUUAAAGAUUGACUCUUCAUGUAAAAUAUUUGGAUCAUAAUUUGUAUGAUUUUAAGAAGUAGAUUCGAUAUGUUUACAAAAACGUUGACCAAUUAUUUAAAAUAUUUGGAUCCUCAAUUAACUUAUCAAGACUUAAAAUACCUAUUUAUUUAGAUUCUUAUAAUUUUAUCAACUUAAAAUUUAUUUACACGAAAAUUUUGCAAUGUUACCGUUUAUAUUUAAAAAAAAAACUGAGUGUAUGACACUAUUAUUUUUAGAACAGUUUAAAAAAAAACUUAAAACGUAUCAUGUAAGGGACAGAAAAGCAGGGAAUUGAAAGAGUUGUGUAUUUUCAGAUCAAGUAUACAAUAUAUUCCAUAUACAUCACUUUUGAUUUUGCGGAGUAACAUACAAUAAAAUAUAUAAUGUAUUAUUAAUGAUUUCUGAAGCCAGAAUAUGCCUUAUUAAUCAUAAUUGGUUUAGUUAUUUUCAUUAUCAGUAAUUAUACUCAGCUAUGUCUAAACACAUUUAAUAGGGGAUAGGACUGUAAUCAAAAUAAUUAUUUUAUAUAGUAAGAUAUUAAAGGAAAUAUGAAAAUACACAGAAAUAAACUUAUUUUAGGUCUUCUUUUAUUUAUUUAUAGUCAAAGAAUAUCGUACUGAUGGUUUGUUUUGAUAUUUCGAAAAAGUAACUAAUUUAAGCUAGUUCUAUCCUCUAUUAUAAGCUUAAGUCUCCAAAAAGCCUAAAUAAGUAUAAUCUUAGCAUUCUUAGCUGUCAAAUAAAAAGAAGACCGGUAUUCUCCGAAGUUCCUUUAAACUCCGCAAAAUUGAAAGCUCUAGGCGUAAGUUAACUUUUUUUUAUUGAUGUGACGCACAUAUUUUUAGCGGGUUAUCUUAUUAUGAAUAGUCACAGUAAUAGUUUGUUAAUUUAAGUUUUAGUUUUGUGUUUUUAUUAUUAUUAUUAUGAAUCUAUGAAUAUUACUUACGUUAAGUUUUGUUAUUUGCCAGUUUCCGGGAUCAUUUACUUUUUAUUAAACGUCUACCUUAAUCAAUUAGUUAUGGUUAUAUGUUAGGAUUAAGCUUAUCUUUUGAAUUGAUGGAAAAUUACGUGGUUUUCAUUAUUUUUAACGACUUUGUUUGGAAUAACAUAAUUAAAUUGUGUGUCAGGAUUAUUUUAAUGUGAUUUAAGUUUUAGUACCUAAAUUUUAAUGAAAUAUAAUAUUAUUGGUGUUUGAUAUUUUCAAUCUUAGCUGAAUUUAUGAAAUGUAAGAAAAUUUGUUUUACCGUUUGAUUAUUAUAUCACUUCUAUUAAUUUGACUUGACCGUUAUUCGAAGCUUAUUUAAUUGAGAUAGGCUGCACGUUGCACUAAAAUUGUGCUAGUUUCUAUUAAAAUAUCUCAGUUUUCCAUGUAAAACAAGAAUAAGAUUGAACAUUUCAAACUAACUCAUGUGUCAAUAUUUUGGGGCAAAGGAUCUAGUCUUUCUUUAGGAAGUGUGUAGUGUAACGUACUAGAAUAUCUAAUCUCAAGGUAUCUUUACUAAUUCAUAAAAGCACCAUAGGUAUAGUUAUUCUGACCUAUGGGUAUUUAGAUAUUUGAGAACCAUCCAACUUGAUUUUUUAUUUUUAUCGAGAGUGGAUAGACAUAUCUUAGGUAAGCAUGCUCUAUUCUAGAUCACAUCGGCACUUACCAUCAGGUGAGAUUGUGUUCAAAUGCUUACCUUUAUCCAAUAAGAAAAGCUUUUGAUUGUACUGCUUGUCUAAUUGAGGCCAGAUCUUUUGUUUAGUGUUGCCACUAGUAACAUAUUAUAUUUACAUAAAUCUAAUACAUAGUUUAUGUUAUAUGUAUUUUAUUUACCAAAAAAACAUCUAGGGUGGUAUACUCGUCAACGGAGUGAUAAAGUAGUUCAUGCACAUAAUAUUUGAGUUUUGCAUCGAAUAUUUUUACUUAUUUAAUUAAGCUAAUUAAUACAUUAACUUAUGUUUACUUUAUGUGAUUAAGUCAUAAAUUGAAAGAAAGACUUGCUGUCUUUACUUUCAAUUUAUGGGAAAAGGUAAAUAAAAAUAUACUUAUGUUUUGCGUGAUAAAAAAAUUAAUUCUAAAGAGUACUGAAAUGUGUAUAAAAAAAGAAUUUUCGAUUUAUAUUUAAUUUAAUGCUUUAAAAAUUGUUUAUUUGGCAAAGCAUCUGUUUUUGCGUUUCCUAUAUUCAUUUAUAAUAGUUACUUUUAUGAUUUAAGGUUUCUAUCAUUUUAAUUAAGUUAAUUUGCGAUAUACUUCCUUCGUUCAAUUAUUAGUUUUUAUUUUAGUUGACAGUUAAUAAAUUUACCUGCACGUGGCUUAAUAGUCAUUUAGAAUAUUAAGUUUUUUCUUUAGUUCUUCAGUAGAUUUUCUUUAGUUAUUAAUGACAGUUCCUUCAUUUAUUAGUACCUAUUAAAAAUACAUAAAUCAGCAUAUAAAUUUUGUUAAAUCAUUUGGAGUUACAUAUAUUUAUAAUGUUAAACCAUAACUUGAAAUUGACUUAUGAAUCAAAAGUCUAUUAUAAAUAUUAAAAUUUGCCUUACUAUUAUAAAUAAAAUUGGAGACUUGACAGUGACUGACGUGAUAAAUGCUAAAAACUGUUUUUUUAAAAUAAAUUCUAUAAUCAAUGCGAACGAACCAUUUAACUUGAAUAUUUAACUACUUAUUAUCUUUUUCAUCGGCAAAUGGUACAGGGCUAAUUUACCUGUUACAUAGCUGUGAGCAGAUUUAAGACGGUUAAAUAUUUCUUAAAAUCUGCAACCCAAAACCUGACUAAAAUAUUUUUUUAACAGAAGACGCAAGUGUGUACUAUAAACAGAUUAACAGUCGUUAAUUUGCAUAAAAAAAUAUCCGUUAUUACACAUUACAAAAUAGACAUAUAAACAUUAUAUUUCCUUUAGCGAUUCAGGUUAGGUUUUCUAAAGAAAUAUUUAGCAAAAUCGCACCAAAAGUGACACCCGUAGGUACGUAUACCAUACCUUGUCUAUGAAAAUAAUAAUGGUUGGUUUAUGAGUUAAAAAAAAUAUGUUUUUAAGUGUUAAUAUUAUUUUUAAUAAGUUUGUCGGCAAUCCGCCUUCCAAUCGCAUUAUCAAUUUUAGUAAAAAAAAAUAUGUUUUUUUUUGUCGUUUUCAAAUCAGAUUUUUAUAUUUGUAAAGUAUUUUUACAAAGAAAACAACAAAAACUAAAAUUGUGGGAAGGCAAUCCUUAGUGAAGGCUUGCCUAACACUAUGAUAUUGUAUUGUAGGAUAUACUUCAAUACAAUGUUAUAUUUUAGCCAAAAAAAGGAAUACUUCAUACAACCUAUGGAAAAUCCACCUCAAUAGAAUUAAGAUUUGAGUAUUUGAGUUAAGUACUAUAAUAACUGCAUGAUUGUCAGUUGAUUCAAUAGUUAAAUUACGAGUUCUGUUAGAAAGGCUUAUUUCAAUGACGAGAACUUGUAUUUUCCUAUUGAGAAAAUGAGGGUCUACCGCAAAAAUCGAAAAUAAAAAUUUCGUUAUUUAUUUCUCCAUCACUGUUGCAUAAUCACGCGAUAAAGAUACCUCCUUAACGAAAUAUCGAUAUCGAUGUUUUAUUUUUGCGGUAGACUCUCUGGCAUUACAUAGCUACUCGUAAGUGUAAAUAUAGUUAAACGUACGUAAGGGUACAUUUACACUGGCCCGUUUAGGCUGCGUUCGCUUUGCACAUUGGAUGCAGUCAGCGGAACAGUAUAAAGCUAUUUUUAAUGUAUAUUAUAUUGGUUUUUAAUGUAUUCA
Molecule: messenger RNA, 4480 nt
Organism: Cydia strobilella
Lineage: Eukaryota; Metazoa; Arthropoda; Insecta; Lepidoptera; Tortricidae
Gene: REPTOR-BP
Product: REPTOR-binding partner
Exons: 4
Coding region: 109-519 (136 amino acids)
Biological process (GO): regulation of DNA-templated transcription
Cellular component (GO): nucleus
Molecular function (GO): DNA-binding transcription factor activity
Source: RefSeq, a predicted model, not a curated record